UAUAUACAAUUUAGAAGUAGCAGAUUAAUUAAGGAAUUAAAAAUGAAUUGGUCUACCAGCCUGACCAGCUGUAUGGUGUUCAGACCACUCUGACUAGCUAAGCUAAAUCAGAGGUUCUCAAACCUCUCCAUGAAGUACCCCCAGCACUGCACGUUUUGUGUGUCUCCAAAUAUCUGACACACCCACUUCAGGUCAUGCACUCUCAAUUAAUGAGCUGAUGAGUUGAAUCGGGUCUGAUCAUUUGAGGGAGACAUACAACAUGUGCAGGGCAAGAUGUAACGACAUUCAUUCAUUCGACCGCAGAUAAGAUUCAUUCAUUGCUCACCGCGCCCUCAUCUGUUCAAACAGUUUUACCCCUUCACAAAGUCAAGAAGCGCCAGUCGUAGACUAUAAAUCAGAAACAUAACUUUAAACAACAAUCUAUCCAAUCCUUGCAAAGGUGGUUAAUAACUAAUUUCCUAAAGUCUAAAUUGCAUGGCAACGCAGAACGCGUUGUUGAAUCAUAUGUAGGCAUAUAACAAUUCACAAAAUAUGUGAAGUAUGUGCAAGUUUCACAAAAAAAUUAUUAGAAUAUUUUGUAACCUCAUUAUUGGAGUUUUAUUGAAGUGCGUGUUUUGUAUUUUUAUUAUUAUUAUUAUUAUUAUUAAUGAAAUAAACAAAAAUAUUAUGAAGGCUAAAAUGCCAUUAAAGUCAAAUUCGUGAAAUGUAUUAUCUUUGUAUUAUUCUACUUUUAAAACGUAGCCAUUUGAUUGUGUCCUUGAGCAAGUGGAUACAUUUAACUGCACCAAAAUCAUAGUUAUCGGUUACUUUCUAAAGAUCUGAAACUUUUGUGGAUCUCUCCAUCUGACCACCUCCUCGACGGACAGUUAAAAAUUUCAGGAUUCAAUUAAUACACCUGGAGUGGAAGAUUCAUUGCAUAUGAAAAUGAGAGGACCGAGAAGUGCAGGCCUAUAUAAUGGGAAGAAAAUGACAGAGAGCUCAUGAGAGGAAAUCAGACUGCAAAGAUUGAAGUGAGAGAAUAAAGAAAACUGUUAAAAUGACUCAAGGAUCUAGACUAUACUUUGCAGUGAUUGUUCUGAUGUGUGCGUUUGUCUCCAUCAAUGGUGUCGGUCUGAAUGAUUUACUGGAGCGAGCCUCUCAACUUUCAAACAAACUUCACUCUCUCAGCACUUCUCUCACCAAUGACCUGGAUUCUCACUUUCCUCCUGUUGGCAGGGUAAUGAUGCCUCGUCCAUCGAUGUGCCACACUUCCUCUCUUCAGAUUCCCAAUGACAAAGACCAAGCCUUGAAAAUACCGGAGGAUGAGUUGCUGUCUUUGGCUCGGUCUCUGUUGCUGGCGUGGUCCGAUCCCCUCGCCCUUCUCUCCUCAGAGGCGUCCAGCUUGGCUCAUCCAGAACGCAACACCAUUAACAGCAAGACCAAAGAGCUGCAGGACAACAUCAACAGCCUGGGAGCGGGUCUGGAGCACGUCUUUCAAAAGAUGGAUUUAUCUUCAGACAACUUGUCCUCUCUCCCUUUUUACACCAGCAGCCUUGGCCAGGAUAAAACUUCUCGACUUGUCAAUUUCCAUUUCCUGCUGUCCUGUUUCCGCAGGGACUCCCACAAAAUUGACAGUUUUCUCAAAGUUCUCCGCUGUCGGGCGGCCAAGAAGAGACCUGAGAUGUGUUAAAGUGGAAAUGCUGUGCUCUGCUUCUUUCAGUGUGGAUGUUAAGUUAAAAUGGCAGAGCUGUGAGUGAUUUGAAAAUCAAAUGGUAAAAUAUGCUCGUUAUUGUUUGUUUCAAAGAUGCAGAUAUUUGAUUCGCUUGAAUAAAUACCUGGAAGAACAUCAUAGAUUACUCUAAUACCAAAGAUAAAAGACACCAAAAUAAAUAAAUUAAUGAAAAAAAAAAAUUUAAAAUGAAAAACAGCAAGGUUAUGCAAAAUGUCUGUAUGCAGUGAUACUGUAUACUGAAUAAAUGUGUCAUAUACUGAAAUGUUUGACUACAGUUUGAUAAGACAUUUGUAUAUUUAGUAACUAAAGCGUAUUUAUUGAGGAAACUAUUUUGGAU
This is a messenger RNA of Carassius carassius (crucian carp), 2048 nucleotides long. RefSeq names its product prolactin. Gene Ontology annotation, molecular function: hormone activity. The record is from RefSeq and is a predicted model, not a curated record. The coding region runs from base 1037 to 1669 and encodes 210 amino acids. Gene Ontology annotation, biological process: positive regulation of receptor signaling pathway via JAK-STAT; positive regulation of cell population proliferation; response to nutrient levels. Gene Ontology annotation, cellular component: extracellular region. Lineage: Eukaryota; Metazoa; Chordata; Actinopteri; Cypriniformes; Cyprinidae. The transcript has 6 exons.